AUGCACUCUGGGAAUUAUACCGACCCUACGGCCUUGAAUGAAUUAUCGUGUCCGGGGAAAAAGCAUCUAUUCAUGACAGCGACUCAAGAAGAAGAAUACUUCAUGGUUCUUCAAGAAACCGACAAGUCGGGUGAUUUCAGAUUGGUCGUUUGUUUUUAUUGUGCCAGACUGAGUCUCUGCUCGCCGUGGGCACCUGCUAGCUGGGUGUAUCGGUGGCUACCAAGAGAAAGCCAUGCAAAAGCUCUCAAUCCUGGUAAAACUGUUGAACAUUACGCGGUUACACCCGCGCAAAGCCUAGCAGAUAUCAAAUCACACUUCAACGAUGCCGCCCCAUUCUUCAAAUCCUCAAAUAUUCUGGAGGCUUUUCUACCAGGAUCUGGUUCUCUGACUAUUAGAAACUUCCUUUUUCUCGCUCAAAGCAUAAUAGCAUCCAAAGAAAUGAGCGGAGACCUCUUGAGUUGGCUUGCUUCCUCUAAAGACCCGAAGUUCUUAGAGCUUUUCCAGGAAAUUCUGUUAAGACGAUCGGCGUCCUUUCAUCCGAAGGUCCAUGAAGAUAAAGUAUGUCUCGUCAUAAACGAUAUCGAGUGGAGGGAUCUGUAUGACACAUAUCAUGCUUUCGUCGAAAAGCUUUCGUAUCGCUGGUCUUUUCAAUUCAUAUACCAAGAAGAUGAGUCUGAAUCCGGACGAUGGAGUUAUAGCGUUAGACCUCAUGUACCAGAAAAGUCAGUUUGUAUCCGGUAUCCACUUUGGUUGCUUGCAAAAAUAAUACAAGAUCGGAAAGUGUACGAAGUUCUAGCUUUAUUCACUCCCUUCACAAAGGACAGCAAUGAGAAUGAGCUCACUUUAGCCCUUCGACCCGAGGAGGAGGGAGACGAUACAGAAUAUGGCAAACUUUGGCCGCAGAAAGUUUACGACGAGCUUGACUUGGACCUGAAGUUCCAAAAAGUGUGUAUUAUUUGA
Molecule: messenger RNA, 960 nt
Organism: Hymenoscyphus albidus
Lineage: Eukaryota; Fungi; Ascomycota; Leotiomycetes; Helotiales; Helotiaceae
Source: the annotation of a GenBank genome assembly